Messenger RNA from Pangasianodon hypophthalmus (striped catfish), 1558 nucleotides. RefSeq names its product asialoglycoprotein receptor 1a (gene asgr1a). The record is from RefSeq and is a predicted model, not a curated record. The coding region runs from base 125 to 979 and encodes 284 amino acids. Lineage: Eukaryota; Metazoa; Chordata; Actinopteri; Siluriformes; Pangasiidae. The transcript is spliced from 9 exons.
CAUGCUGUGCACAAACACACACACACGGCUCAAAGUACAGAUACAAGGGCACACACACACACACACACACACACACACACACACACACACACUGCAAAUCUGAUUCUCCUGUAGAGCUCUAAUAAUGAGAGACACUUCAACACAUGAUGAGGUGCAGGAUGACUUCCACACCAGAGACACCACUACCUUCUGGAGGAAAGAGGGCUCCUUCAGUGUGAUUGCAGCUUCCCCUGGUCGCUCUCGAUGGUGUGUGUGUGUUUUCACGUUUUUGGCUGUUGUGCUGCUUGCAAUCAUUAUCUCCAUCUCUCUAACCAAGGCGCAAGUGGACAGAAGGUUCGCAGCUGUAGAAAGUGACAUGAAGAAUUUGAAUCAGUCUUUUGUGUCACUCAUCAACAAGAUACAGCAGCUGGAGAACCAUGGUACCGAGGUUGUUCGGAGUGUUAAUGGUCUGAGACUCAGUUUGAACAGUCUACAAACUCAGGCUGAAGACUUCUUCACUCAGGUAGACAACAUACAGGAAGCAGUGACUCAUCUGAAAUGUCGUUUCAACACACUCCAAAACAACACCCAACAUCAGUGUUGUCCAUCGGAUUGGCAGCUUUUCUUUUCACACUGUUAUUAUUUUUCUGAUUAUGGAAAGUCAUGGAAUGAAGCUCGAGAUACGUGUGUGAACAUGAAAGCAGAACUGCUGAUCCUGAAGAACAAAGAGGAGAAGGAGUUUGUGAUAAAGAACACCAGGCCUUUUUACUACUGGCUUGGUCUGAGUGAUGAGAGAACGGGAGUGUGGGAGUGGCUGGAUGGAACACUGUACGAGAUGAACAAGAGUGAAUGGAUGCCUGGUCAGCCUGAUAACUGGCAAUUACAUGGUCUGGGUGGAGGAGAAGACUGUGCUCACUUCCACAGAGAUGGAAGAUAUAAUGAUGAUCACUGCUCCCGAAAAUACCGUUUCGUCUGUAAAUCACAUGCAUACACAAUGUGAUAAUAAUAAACACACACACUCAUUCACUUUGAAUGUGAAUUAACUAGCACUAAGAGCUAAUAAUCCACUCAUUUAAAAUCUUAUUGCAAUUCCAUCAGUUACCACAAAGAGGCAGAAGUUCACUCAUGCUUUGAAUAUUAUAUAUGUCGUUUUGAUUAUUGACUUUAAGAAUCAGUUGUAGUUUGUAUUUCAUUGGCAUUUGUGGUAAUGUUUUUAAGAUUAAUGUUGUCUUAAAAUGUAGUUCUAUUCUUUAUGCUCAUCCUAUCACCAUUCCAUUUCAUUUUAAAAAAUUGUGUAAAUGACUUAAGUUUGGAUUAAAUCACAAAAGGCAUUAGAUCAGGUUGUCUGAGACAUUCCUAAUCUUCAGCCUCAUGUCUGUAAGACUCCUGAAUGAGCUCCACUCUGGAUAGAGAGAGUCAUGUUUCACACUCUUCUGCACUGCUCUUCUGAACCAUACAAUCAUUUCACGUGAUCAGUGAGACGAGAUGUUAAGGCAGUACUGAAACCCUCACGGCUCCUGCUGGAUGAUUACUGACAAAGGGAUUGCCUCUGUGUGUGAAUGAAUAUCUGUGAAAUGCU